AUGCUGACUCCCGGUAGAUGGCAGCUCCGCCGGGCGCGCAGGCAGCGCGCAGGCAGCGCGGGCGGAUGGAGUAGGGCGGGCCGGGGCGCAGCGCCGCGUCCCACGCGUGUCCCCGCUCCCACGGCGGGCCGGGAGGCUGCCCCACCGCCCCAGGUUGAUGUCACCAUGCAGCACUAUGGAGUGAACGGCUACUCGCUGCACGCCAUGAACUCGCUGAGCGCCAUGUACAACCUGCACCAGCAGGCAGCCCAGCAGGCCCAGCACGCCCCCGACUACCGGCCCUCCGUGCACGCCCUCACCCUGGCUGAGAGACUGGCUGACAUCAUUUUGGAGGCACGUUAUGGAUCCCAGCACCGCAAACAGAGGCGGAGUCGCACCGCCUUCACCGCCCAGCAGCUGGAGGCCCUGGAGAAGACCUUCCAGAAGACUCACUACCCAGAUGUGGUGAUGAGAGAGCGGCUGGCCAUGUGCACAAACCUGCCUGAAGCCAGAGUCCAGGUCUGGUUCAAGAACCGGAGAGCCAAAUUCCGGAAGAAGCAGCGCAGCCUGCAGAAAGAGCAGCUGCAGAAGCAGAAGGACUGUGAGGGGAGCCACAGCGAGGGAAAGAUGGAGCCCCCUGUGCUGGAGACCCAGGCUCCCACCCCGGACACUGAGAAGGUCCAGAGCCUCCCCAGCGAGGUGGGCACUGACCUCAACCUGACCCUGUCGGAGCAGUCUGCCAGCGAGUCGGCACCUGAGGACCAGACCGACAGGGAGGAGGAGUUCAAGAGCACCUUGGAUGAGCCCAAAGUGGACAAGAGCCCUGGUGUGGACAGCAAGGCUUUGAACUGCAAGAGAGCAAGCCCAAAAGCAGAGUCCCCUAUCGGCGCGACUGUGACGCCUUCGUCCAGCAGUGGCCUGGCUCAGACUCACUCCUACUCCUCCUCGCCCCUGAGCCUCUUCCGCCUGCAGGAGCAGUUCCGCCAGCACAUGGCAGCCACCAACAACCUGGUCCAUUACUCCUCCUUUGAAAUGGGGACACCGUCUGCCAUGCCCUACUUGGGCAUGAACGUCAACAUGGCCCCGCUGAGCUCCCUGCACUGUCAGUCCUAUUACCAGUCGCUGUCCCACGCUCAGCAGGUCUGGUCCUCCCCCAUCCUGCAGGCCUCCAGCUCCCUGCCGAGCCUGAACAGUAAAACCACGAGCAUUGAGAACCUGAGGCUCCGGGCGAAGCAGCACGCGGCGUCCCUGGGGCUGGACACCCUCCCCAACUGACUGCCCGUCAGAAGGUGCUCCAGAGCUUGGCACCACACCUGGCACUCCUCGGAUCCCCACGCUCCCCCACCUCUUCCUGGAGUGAGGUGCUCCCUUGGAGGGAAAACUUGGCAUUUGUUAACGUGCUGUUAGCACCACGGUUGCGUCAGACAUUGCUACUGGCCUGGUCUUCACUAAAUAUUUAAUGAGGAAGGGGGAGAG
Messenger RNA from Haemorhous mexicanus (house finch), 1455 nucleotides. It is a transcript of the gene DMBX1, whose product is annotated as diencephalon/mesencephalon homeobox 1. NCBI's taxonomy places the organism in Eukaryota, Metazoa, Chordata, Aves, Passeriformes, Fringillidae. Gene Ontology annotation, biological process: regulation of transcription by RNA polymerase II. The record is from RefSeq and is a predicted model, not a curated record. Gene Ontology annotation, molecular function: DNA-binding transcription factor activity, RNA polymerase II-specific; RNA polymerase II transcription regulatory region sequence-specific DNA binding.